AUGUCUACCUUUGGCGGUAGCGGCUGGCCAGCCGCCACCCAGGCGCAGUCGACUUCUGUCUUCGGCGGCGGUGCGUUUUCCUCGGCCUCGAAACCCCUAUCUUUCUCGCCAACGCCAUUCGGUUCGAAGUCGACGACAGCGGGCGUCCAAGGAAAUGGAAAUGGCCGUCUCCCAAACCCCUUCUCCGCCAUGUCAGGCGGUGCCGCACCAUCUAAUCCUUUCGCGACGACUUCUACUACGACCACGGCCCCUGAAGUAAAAAAUCCUUUUCAGACGACAUCUCAGACACCCUCCCCAUCUCUAUUCUCCGCAAAAAACACGGGCACCUUCGGCGCGACCUCGCAGCCGCAAGCGAAUCGAUCUCCUUCGCCGUUUAGCAUGCCUUCGAAUCAAGGCCGACCGAAUACCGCUCUUAAUGCCCAGGCGAGCCCCUUUGCACCCUCGACAACGAAGCUCAACAGCGGAGCGAAACCUACAUUCGGCGGCACACAGUUUGGAUCGAGCAAGCCAUUCGGCGCAGCUUCUGGCCCCGAACAGUUGGAUGCAGGAGGUGACUCGAAGCGGUCUAAGCGAAACAAAGGGGAUUGGGGUGAUGCUGAAAGACGAAAUGGAGUCAGAAGAGGGACGACCCCCGAUGGUCCAGCGCGCAAUUCUCGUGGCGCCCAAGAAGCGCCCAAGAAUGGGUAUGGCCCAAUCAAAGGUGCCUUAGCGAAUGGGCCAACCGGGCACGGGAAGAAGGUUCACUUUGAUGAGCAGGCACCAAAAGGCCCAUCUCGAACCGCGAAGCAGCAACAACAACACAGCUCCCAAGGAUUUAACCGACAACAACGCCCACCGCCACCUUUUGCUUUGAAAUCUAACAACAACCACCCUUCACAUAUUCACGAAAAGUCGAGCGACGAAUAUGCGAACGAGAUGCAUGCGCAACUAGCAAGGGAUGGCAUUCGUCCUCCCGCCUGGCCAGCUAACCCUGGAAAGCCGUCCAGCAAGAAUGCCAUGAUGCAGUUCAGGGAGGAUUACAAGGAAUAUAGAGAGAAGGCCCGCGCGUCUCUGAUACGUGCCGGUCUUAUCGACAACCCGGAGGAUCGGAAACGACUGGAGGACGCCAUCCCGUUUAAGGGUAUAUGCGAAGACAUGUGCCCCGAGUUCGAGAAGAUCACCCGAAUUACCGAGUUCGACGUCAAGCAGGCCGAGAAGGACCCUGCCACCUCGUACGCCGAUACGUCCAGGAUGGUAAAGAAGCUGGCUCGAUCAGCCGCUGGGCAGGAGGCGCCCUUACCGAUGGAUGUCCGGUCUGUUGCAGCCCUUCGCCGGACGUUGGACUAUUUAAUCGACGACCUCUUGGAGUUCGACGAUAAUCUUCCCGUCCUUCAUGGAUUCCUAUGGGAUCGUACCCGUGCCAUCCGUCGAGAUUUCGCAUUUUUCUCGUCCAUGAACGACAAGGAGAUGCGUGACCAAGUCUAUUGCUUGGAGACCAUCGCGCGAUUCCACGUCACGGCGCUUCAUCUUCUCGCUCAAGAGGGUUAUACGCCUGAGGACUUUUCCGAACAGCAAGAGGUGGAGCAGCUAGGCAAGACACUUAUAUCCCUUAUGUAUGCCUACAGCGACUGCGAGGCCGAAGGUAUUACGUGCGAGAACGAGGCCGAAUUUCGAGCCUAUCAGCUGAUUUUCCGAGCCUUUCAUCCCGACAUCUUGGAGAACGUGCAAAGGGAAUGGGAUCCCAAGUUUUGGCGAGAUUCGGACGAGGUGCGCACGGCGGUUUCUCUCGUCGAAGCCCUUCAGAACACGCAGGAUUUCCACGGGCCCUUGAAAGGAGCGCCCUCGUUUGCGGCAUCGAGCGCAUAUAAUUCGUUCUUCCGCAUCGUGGAAGAUCCGAGCGUCUCCUACACCAUGGCUUGUUUCGCCGAGAUCCAUUUCGGUCAACUUCGCCGGUCCAUCUUGGCAGCCGUAAAGAAGGCCUUCUCUCGACCGAAACAAACCCCCAAGGAUAUCACGGCAUCCGUUUUGAACUCUUACCUCCGGUUCGAUACAGUUAAGGAGGCGGUCGAGUUUGCCAAGUUACACGGUCUCGACUUCGCUCCGGAUGCAAAUAACCCCAACGAUCUGAACAAAAGUUAUCUUAUUCUCGAAUAUGGCAAAGGUCUCGAGUACCCCCGCCUACACCAUACAUACUCCGCAAACAUAGUUGAGAAGAAGAGAGGCACGCACUCUCUCCCGGACGUCAUCCACCAGACGGUAUCCGAAGAUACUUCGUUAAAACCCCAGGAUGGAGCAAGCGCUACUGACGAAGAUUCACUUUUUGUUGGCUCAUCUUGGUCUGAAGGAUCAAAAUUCACGCCUGCUCCGGCUCCCAUCAAAUUUACCUCACCUUUUGCUGCUCCUAUUACCCAAACGGCCACCACCCACGGUGAACUUGCGGCGACCGCUCCAGCUACAAAGCCAGCCGCAGCGCCGACUUUUGCACCUGCUGCUCUGCAGAAGACGCCGGCCGGGGCCGGUGGCCUGGGAACUGUGCCCGCAACAGCGCCGUCUCAUUUUGCGCAGCCCGGGUUGAAACCUAGUGCUGGACCUAGUUUAACAUGGGCCCCGUCCCAAGCAAUGUCCGCCCAGCAAACCACUGCACCCACGCCUGCACCGACUUUCACAUUUAAACCCACAGCCGACUCGAAACUAGCGCAACCGACUACAACGCCGACUCUAGGUGCCACAGCCGCAGCAGUCCCUGCCCCAUCUGUCCUAACUAGCGGGAACAAGCCUAGCACCAGCCCCUUUAACUUCCUCAGUUCUGCGCCGAGCAAGCCUGCCGAAACCACCACGCCUACCAUCAAAGUUACACCUCCGACUCCCGCAUUUCCUCCGCCACGGCCAUCGCCUGCAGUCCCGGCGCCUGGCGCUACUCCGGCUGCUGCUUUCAAGCCUCCUUCCGCUCCUUCGCCAAGUAUAUCCGUACCACCCAAGGUGCCGCAAGCCCCAACUAUAGAAAAGGCCGUCGCUGCCCCCCAAGUGUCAGCACCAAGCCAGCCAAGUGCGUUUAUCCCUGCAGCGCAACCACCAGCCGUUGUUACUCCAGCCGCUCCGACAAAAGAAGAAAAAUGGACCUCAUUCACGAAGUGGUUCGUCUCGGGCGAUCACGGGCUUAUGGAUGAGUUUGAACGGUACGCCGUCGAAGAAGCUGUGAGGAAAGCCUUUGGCCAAUUCGUCCGAGAGGAGAAAGAGCGGAUACGCAAGGAGGAGGAUGAAAAGUCGUGGGCCGAAGCGCGCAAAUUCCGCACCUACAGCCUCGGCGUCAAGUACUUCUAUCGAUGGAGGGAGACUGCCCGACAGAAUCGGGCCAGCGCUCUCCGUCGCAGCGACCGGGAGCAGAUGAGAGCCUACCGCGAAUCGAAGCGGGUCGAGAAGCUCAAGCAGAAGAAAGAGGCGGAGAGGGCGCAGAGGAGGUUGGCGCUGGAAGCGGCGGAGCUGGAUAACGUCGAGGAUCUCAAAACGCUACUACUCCGGAAACGGUCGCUCUCUUCGCGGGAGGAGGCUGAGGAGGCGCUUCUUGCGAGUGGCGUGCUUUCGGGAGUUAGGAACGAGCGAGACGCCGCGGCGAGGAUCGUCGGACGGAGGAGUUCUCUCCCCGGGCCGCUUUCGCCCGUUCGGAAGUCGAGCAUGCCUGAUUUUAUGCACAAGAUCAAGACGGGCAUUGCCGACUCCGUGAACAGGUCCAUCGGCAAGGUCGUCAGACCUCGUACCAGCAGCACCGCCAGUGUCAGCAGCAUUAGCGGCGGCGGAGCCAAGACACGGGCGCUCCGCGAGGAGUUUUCGGGGAGCGCGUUGCGGAAGACGAUCGCGCGGUCGAGGUCAAGGUAUUCCCUCCCGCCCUCAGAAGACGGCUCUACCUCCUCCCUAUCGCGGGUGUCGAGCCGCUGGCGCCUCAAAGCUAUGGGCCUCGUCACGAUGCCAGACGGUUCGGCCUUGCCCGAAUAUCUUGCCGACCAGAUCAAAUACGAAGGGAAGCGCUUCCCCGAGCUCGGUAACUUUGGCAUGCCGCCUCCGGAGACUCCCCGCGUAGCCUACGCCGGCGCCGAUGCAGAGGUUCGUCCCGCCACGAUGGACGGAACGACUGUCCCCCGACCGAAGGAGGACUUCCGCUCGCUGGGAUCGCACAAGCCGCAUGCUAGCGUGUCCGGCGUCAACGGCGUAGAGGGACUCGGACACGCGUUGAAGCGCAAGAGGACGGCGGGCGAGGCCCGUGAUGAAGGUGACGAUGAGGAGGAGGAAGGAGAGCAGGAGAAGAAUAAGCGGAUCUUACUCGAUACGCAGAAGACGAUUCGAGAGAUGAGGAGGCUUAGGGAGGAGAUGGAGGAAGGGACCGGGUGGUUCAAGGAGCAGAAUGAGAGGUUGCAAAGCGAGAUGUCUAGUCGGCCCGGAACGCCUUGGGGCCAUUAA
Molecule: messenger RNA, 4431 nt
Organism: Scedosporium apiospermum
Lineage: Eukaryota; Fungi; Ascomycota; Sordariomycetes; Microascales; Microascaceae
Exons: 3
Coding region: 1-4431 (1476 amino acids)
Biological process (GO): mRNA export from nucleus
Cellular component (GO): cytoplasm; nucleus; transcription export complex 2
Source: RefSeq, a predicted model, not a curated record